Messenger RNA from Aspergillus nidulans FGSC A4, 1503 nucleotides. Its product is annotated as DNA primase subunit PRI2. NCBI's taxonomy places the organism in Eukaryota, Fungi, Ascomycota, Eurotiomycetes, Eurotiales, Aspergillaceae. Gene Ontology annotation, molecular function: single-stranded DNA binding; DNA-directed RNA polymerase activity. Bases 1 to 1503 code for a protein of 500 amino acids. Gene Ontology annotation, cellular component: alpha DNA polymerase:primase complex; nuclear envelope; nucleus. Gene Ontology annotation, biological process: DNA-templated DNA replication; double-strand break repair; DNA replication, synthesis of primer. The record is from RefSeq and is a predicted model, not a curated record. The transcript has 3 exons.
AUGAUCCGCCAGGAGUUCAAUAGGAUUGACCCUAAGCGGAGGGCCAACCUCAACUACAAAAAGACGCAAUUCGCGACGCCGACUUUCAAGCAGCAGGACUAUCCCUAUCGGCUGAACUUCUACGAUACACCACCCACUGCAGAGAUUACGCUUGAGCAGUUUGAACAAUGGGCUAUUGACAGACUGAAAAUCCUCGCCGAAAUCGAGGCAUGCUCCUAUCGAAACAAGACCGCUGCCGAGACAACGGCGCACAUCACGCCUCUUCUCCAGAAGUUCCUACCCCUCUCAGCGAACACAUCGUCUCCAAAAGGUGCCGCAGAUCCCCGAAUCAAGAAUGAACGGCAAAAAGACCAUUAUUCGCACUUUAUUCUCCGUCUGGCUUUUUCAGCCACCGAAGAUCUUCGUCGCCGGUUCGCACGAGCAGAGACUAUGCUCUUCAGGUUCCGCUUUCAGGCAGAUGACUCUCGAGAACGACGCGCAUUUAUCGAUAGUCUGAACCUCGACUGGGAAUCUGUAGGUGAAGAUGAGAGACGCGAACUAUCCGAGUAUCUGGUCGCCGCGACGCCAGGUCUGCGUCGCUCCGAUGAAGACACAUGGUACAAAGUGGAUUGGGAAAGAGUACCAGAACUCGUCGAAAGACGCUCUGUUUUUCUGUCCAAAGGGAAAGCAUAUGUUCCGGAAAGAGAGCAGCUAAGUAUGAUCAUCGCUGAGUUCACUGCGCGACUUGAACGUGCCUUAGAGCUCACAAGUAGAGCUUUGCCCCGCCUCGAUGAGGAUGAUCGCCUCUCCCCCAUUCUGAACCACCUAUCUAAGAACUUCGGAAGUGCGGAGUCCGUGUACACAGAAGGCGAAGGCUUCGUGGAUGGCGCUCCAAUUACCGCCGCCAGCAUUGAUCCUCUUUCACAACAUUUCCCGCUCUGUAUGCGUAGCCUCCACAUGUCCCUGCGCAAGAACAACCAUCUGAAACAUUUUGGUCGGCUCCAGUACACUCUGUUUCUCAAGGGAAUUGGUCUAUCCCUUGAAGAGUGUAUUCUGUUUUGGCGCCAAUCGUUCAAGGGCUUCACCGAUGAGGAGUUCAACUCCCGUUACAAGUACAACGUUCGCCACGCCUAUGGUGAUGUCGGUGGAGAUAUCAACCGAAGGGGUCGCGGCUACCCACCAUAUUCAUGUCAAAAAAUUCUUAGCGAUACAAACCCUGGAGCAGGACAGACGCAUGGUUGUCCGUAUCGCCACUUUUCCGUUGAUAACCUAAUCGGACUUCUCCAAUCUACCGGCGUGAACGACAAGGACUUGUUGCGCGGAGUACGCGAAGAUGUCGAGAAGACUCGUUAUCACAUUGCCUGCAACCGAGUAUUCGAAUAUACACACAAAGCCGAAAUCAAGAGAGCCAAGGAAGACGGCUCAGCGGGUGAAAUCGAACUUGAUACCAUUGUUCACCCUAACACUUACUUCAAGCGCAGUUAUCUCCUGAAGCAGCUUGGAAAGACACCGAGAACUGCAUAG